AUGCAUACCCAGAGUCAGCAGCAGACUGUCUCCGACGGUGGCCAGCCAGCCAGCCAAAACGGACAAUUUUUGCACAACAGUCACGGUCCUUGCGCUCCAACCCAUCAGCAGGGCAAUCGUCCCGAUCUGUCAUCUCUUCUCAGUGGUCUGAACCUUCAGAACCAGGUGCCUGGCCAUAAUAAGUUUAAUACUGUAAAUGGAAACUUGCCAGUGUCCAUGCCUCCACCUUUGGAAAUGGCUGGCUCUCAUCGUUCUCCGUACAAGAACCAGCUUGUUCUCCUCCCUAAUGGAACUGUCUUUGGGGGUAUUCCUCCUGUCUCUCAGGUCCCCCCUUUCCCUCCAACCUCUCUUCCUGGACAUGACCAAGUGGGCCAAUUCCCGUUUCUGCCGAGCAACAUCUAUCCAAACCUCACUCCUGGAUGCCCGGUAGUUCCAGCAGCCAUGCCCGGGUAUCCUUUCCCUUAUCUGGUGAACUGUGACAUGCCGGAUCUGACCGGCCAAAAGAGGAGCCACUGGAUUGCUAACGAUGAACAGAAGGGGGCGGGCAUCUCUGUUUCUGACGGUGGCAAUCACAGUGAAUACUUUCCCACUGUUUCAGGAAUUGAUGGCACUUCCAUGACAAAUUAUGGGCUGAACGGUAUGACCCAGCCAGCGCAGGGAUGUCUGCAGUUUCAGAUGAUGAAAACACCGACUGGCUAUAUUUUGCAAGAUCUCGAGAGCCUAGUCCAGCAAGAACCUGUGAUUCCCAGAGCUGUGCCUGCGAUGUGGACUAAUCCCACAGACUUGACUCUUGCCAAAUGCCUUGAGAAUCGCGAGGGGAUCACCAACGUCUAUAUUAGAGGGUUUCUUCCUGAAACGACCGACGAGAUGCUGAAUUCUUAUGCAUCCCGCUUUGGAAAAAUCGAUCGAUGUAAGGCUAUUGUCGAUCUAGAGACUGGACUUUGCAAAGGGUUCGGCUUCGUCCAAUACUUCAACUUCGAAUCCUGUGAGAACUGCAUCCGAGGUUUUUUCUAUCUGGGCUACCAGGCCAGUUUCGCUCAGAAAUCUCGCAAUUCUCGUCUGAAAGACCUUGAAGACAAGUUGUCAACCAACAUCUACUGCACCAAUAUUCCAAUCGAUUGGACUGAAGCUGACCUUCGCCGCCAUUUCGAGCCCUAUCGCGUAGUGUCUGAGAAGAUUAGCCGCGAUGAAAAGACGGGAGUUAGCAAGGAAGUUGGGUUUGCUCGAUUUGAAACACGUGAGAUUGCAGAAAAGGUCCUGUCAGAAUUCCAUAACAUCGUGGGUGAGGAUGGAGUGAAACUACUGCUCCGAUUUGCGGACACCAAAGCGCAAAAGCUACUCAAACAGCAAAGCAACGAGCGUCGUGCCUAUCGUGCUGGAGAGUACAACUACUCGGUCGAGGUCGUCCAGGGGUCAACUCCUUCUCCUUCUCUUCAUCGUUUGCAACAAACAGUCUCCCACCUCAGCCCAAACUCUCAGGUCAGUUACGUGUCUCCAGCCGGGGUGGGAUCUAGCUGGACUCCUGCGACAUCCAUCUCACCAUCGCUUCCUCUGGUGAAGAACCCGGUCGAUAACAUGCGGUUUAACUCAUGGUCCUCUAAAAACAGCCCUGUUGCGCUUGAUGGUACUCCGAUUUACCGUGGGCGACUUGCACUUGCGAAUCGCAGCAAUUGGAAUGAAACCAUGUCCGGUGGCUCAUCGAAGACAAAUUCGUCCAAGACGGUUCUCCCUAGCACUCCUUGUGUCGGGCCUCGUUCUGAAAGAUCCAGUCCUCGUAAAGAGAAUAUCAAAGCCGGAUCUCUGUCACCCAUGUCCUCGCGCAAGGAGGUCAUUGUGAAUUCUCCACGAUCCGUCAUCUGA
Messenger RNA from Aspergillus ochraceoroseus IBT 24754, 1860 nucleotides. Its product is annotated as putative RNA binding protein MSSP-2. The record is from RefSeq and is a predicted model, not a curated record. NCBI's taxonomy places the organism in Eukaryota, Fungi, Ascomycota, Eurotiomycetes, Eurotiales, Aspergillaceae. Bases 1 to 1860 code for a protein of 619 amino acids. Gene Ontology annotation, cellular component: ribonucleoprotein complex; cytosol; nucleus. Gene Ontology annotation, molecular function: poly(U) RNA binding; mRNA 3'-UTR binding; poly(A) binding. The transcript is spliced from 6 exons.